CAAACCAGUUCUGUUGCAAAGCCUAAUCGGUAUAGUCGAGAUGGUUCACUUUGUUUCGCUGGGUUUCACAAAGCUUCUUCCCCGCUGAUAAACCUCUUCUUCCAGCUCAGUCUCGCCAAUCUCGGUGUUCUUCCUUUUGACGUAUGUCAAUUUCAACUUUAACUUUUCCUCUAGAUUUAGAAUGUGGCUUGAUCAGGGGCAACUGCUACUCCUAUUCCACUAACCAAUCCAGCAACAAUCUGCCAAUUGAAUAGAUGCCACGGGAGCUGGUGAAUCAAAAUCCAAACAGGAACAAUGGUUGUCUCUUCUUCAGCUUUAAAAUCAGGAGUCCAUUUAAGAACUUGCAUUGGUGAAUCUCCAAUAUCAAUUUACUCUUUAGUGAACACAUGACUAUAAUUGACUUCAUUAUCAAAAUCCAAAUAAACAUGUUUUGGAUCGAAAUAAGCAAUUUUAACAGUCCCAGAAAGAUGAAACUUACUAACAAAGGUCUUAUGGAUUUCCUCCAUGCUGGGCUUCCCGCGACAAAACUUACCGAUUAUAGUGAGUCUGCAUUGUUUAGCAAGAUUGAUGAAAUAAUCUUCAGCUUUGAAGAACACUGCAGGUUUGCCAAGGGGUUAUUCCGAAGUAAGAUUGGGUCAAUAAAAUCGUUAUUUGUUUCCAGAAUGAGGAGAAGAUUCCCUAUUUUCAGUAUUGGUCGUUUAUAUUGUACAGGGAAUGCAGAGGCGGCGCCUCAAUUGUCAAUUGACCUCAUUAAAAUAAUGGACCAAAGGUUAUCAGCAAUUGAGAACAGGAAUGCUCACCUUGAGCGUUUUUUAGAUCAGCCUGAAUUGACACCUUCUGAAUAUUCUACGGCCAACAAAGAGCUCAGGAAGCUCAGAGAUUCAGUACAUCUCAUAAGCGAGUUAAGGGCAAAACAGCAGGAGAUUAAGGAACUGAAAUCAGUAAUAUCUGAUUGUCAAGAUGACAAAGACAUGCAACAGAUGGCUUCUGAAGAAUUAAGUGAAGCCACAGAAGGAGAGAAGAAAUUUCAGUUUCUCCUUCUGAAGUCAUUACUACCCAAAGAUGAUGCUGAUGAGAGGGACUGCAUUCUUGAAGUGAGGGCAGGAACUGGAGGGGAAGAGGCUUCUUUAUUUGCGAUGGACAUAUUCAAAAUGUAUGAAAAAUACUCUGUGAAAAAAGGCUGGAAGUAUGAGGUUCUAGAAAUAGCUGAGUCUGAUCUUAAAGGAUACAAGGAAGCUAUUGCUUCUAUCUCUGGAGCUGGUGUGUACGGGAAACUAAAAUUUGAGAGUGGAAUACACAGAGUUCAGCGGGUGCCCGUGACAGAGAAAGGUGGACGUGUUCACACCAGUGCUGUCUCUGUUGCAAUUCUCCCGCAGGCAGAUCAGCUAGAUGUGAAGUUAAGGAAUGAAGAUUUGAAAAUGGACACUUACAGAUCAGGGGGAUCAGGAGGUCAGCAUGCAAACACCACAAACAGUGCUGUUAGAAUCACUCACGUGCCAUCAGGAAUAACUGUUUCCAUACAAGAUCAACGCUCCCAGCAUAUGAACAAGGCCAAAGCACUAAAAAUAUUAUGUGCAAAACUAUAUGAAAUAGAGCGACUCAGCAAUCAGUCAAGUAGAUCGAAACUUCGAUUGGAGCAGAUUGGGAGUGGGGACAGAUCAGAGCGGAUCCGCACCUAUAAUUUUCCUCAAGGACGGGUUACUGAUCACCGUGUUGGCAUCACAACUCAUUCCAUAGAUGAUGUUCUCCAGGGAGAAGAUUUGGAUGCUUUUAUUGAUGCUCUCCUAUUGCGGCAGGAAAUGGACGCGAUUGCAUCAUUCAGCUCCACGUAAUGUUAGCUUAAAACAGUAUGGCUAGUUACCCUUUAUUGAUCUUCCUUUGGUGGAGGGAUUGUGCAGUGAUAAAUUGUUGUUUCCAUUGUGGUUGAAGCUGUUAUAAGAGCAGCAGUUUUUAAACCUUUCAAUACAUUAGAAUGGAGGGAAGAAGUUAAUACGUUUUAGGUUAGGGAAAGCUGAAAAAUAAUGUACGACUCGGCAGCUCCUUUUCUUUCUUUUCCUUGCGAGACCGGAAACAUCUGAAAUUGCUACUACAUUCUGUGUGGGGUUGGUAGGACACUCAUAAGUUUUUUGUAGUGGAUUUGGUAGGGAUACAAGUCAUUUUCAUGAAAUAGAUGUAUUUUCCAGUAUUUGGUUUGUCAGGAAAAUAUUGUCCUCAAAUACCAUAUGAUUUGAAGAUCACAAAUAUUAUUAGCA
Solanum pennellii is the source of this 2252-nucleotide messenger RNA. Its product is annotated as peptide chain release factor 1. The record is from RefSeq and is a predicted model, not a curated record. The transcript is spliced from 13 exons. Gene Ontology annotation, biological process: translational termination; DNA integration. Gene Ontology annotation, molecular function: translation release factor activity, codon specific. Bases 387 to 1832 code for a protein of 481 amino acids. NCBI's taxonomy places the organism in Eukaryota, Viridiplantae, Streptophyta, Magnoliopsida, Solanales, Solanaceae.